UUAAUGCAGCCUUAAAGACAGCAUUAUAAAUCUCCUCCAUUUUCUGAAGCACAAACAUGUUUGUCGCGUCUGUGCUGUUCGCAGCCUCUGUGUGUGUAACACAGUGUCAUGUCAGCGGACAAACACUGAAUGCAGGACAAAACUCCGUCCAACAGGACGUUUACGGAGCAGAUUUCCCUUAUCGUCAUCGUCUUCGUCCUCUGUUUCACUGUCACGACACGAGUCCGUCUGCAAACGUCCCCACAUCAGUUGAAUUUGUAAAAGCUGCAGACGUAAAAGUCAUCGCUGCACUGGGAGACUCUUUAACUACAGCCUGUGGUGCUAACGGCUCCACAUUUGUUUCCAUACCAUAUGAAUAUCGUCAUAUGUCGUGGAGCAUCGGAGGACACAAAGAUGUCAUUACACUGGCAAACAUUUUCAAACUCUUCAAUCCCAAACUGCUGGGUCUGUCUCCGGUGAUGACGUUUUACGGUAACCCCACAACCGUCCGUGAGACCGGCUUCAACUUCGCCGUCACCGGCCACAACACGCUGAACAUCUUAAACCAGAUCGGAAACAUGAUUGACACUUUCAAGUCUUAUCCUGGUCUGAACUUCCGGGAGGACUGGAAGGUGGUGACGUUGCUGAUUGGCAUGAACGACAUUUGCGAUUAUUGUAAAAACAAGAAGCUGUUUUCCCCCGACAGCUUCGCUCACCACAUGACGGAGGCGCUGGACCUGAUGAUGAACGAGAUUCCCAGGACCAUCGUGAACGUGGUGCAGAUUCCUCCGAUGAAACCUCUGAGAAAAAUACACAAACCAAUUCUGGGCUGUUACCUUCGGAAGGUUUUCUGCUCUUGCUUGCUUAAACCCGAAGAGAACUCCCCUGAACUGCAGGAGCUGGUUGAGAUUAACUAUGAAUUUCAGAGACGUUUGGAGAAGCUUUUGCAGAGCGAUCGGUUCAUCAAGAAGGACUUUGCUGUUGUUCUGCAGCCCUUUUUGGAGAACACAGAACCACCAAGACUUCCUGACGGGACGGUUGACUUUAGCUUCUUUACAGCAGACUGCUUACACUUCAGCGUGAAGGGACACGAGGAGCUCGCCAAAGGACUGUGGAACAACAUGUUUCAGCCUGAUGGAGGGAAAGACAGGAUAAGGACAUUUUUAGAGCCGAUGAAACCCAUCUGUCCACCACCGGAGCAUCCUUACAUCUACACCAGACCCAGAGCGGCGUCAUUUACAGCCACGCUGAAACGCUUCGCCUUCACACUGAUGACACUCUUUUCGUCGCUUGACCCCUUUCACUCACCGUAGCUGUGAUCCUACGACAUAAAAACACUUGUUAUUUACAAUCAAGACAAAAAAAUAAACUGAAGUGGUACUGUAAUUCUCAUGUGAUUAAAGUGAAUAAAGCAUAAAA
Messenger RNA from Solea senegalensis (Senegalese sole), 1398 nucleotides. Its product is annotated as phospholipase B1, membrane-associated-like. Bases 57 to 1292 code for a protein of 411 amino acids. The transcript is spliced from 16 exons. Gene Ontology annotation, cellular component: brush border membrane. Gene Ontology annotation, molecular function: phosphatidylcholine lysophospholipase A1 activity; A2-type glycerophospholipase activity; retinyl-palmitate esterase activity. The record is from RefSeq and is a predicted model, not a curated record. Gene Ontology annotation, biological process: phospholipid metabolic process. Lineage: Eukaryota; Metazoa; Chordata; Actinopteri; Pleuronectiformes; Soleidae.